AUGGCAGGAAUGAUUCAGAGUAACUUGCCUGUGUUUGAUGGAAAGAACUUUGAGGAUUGGUGCAUCAAGAUGGAUGCAAUCCUCGGUUUCCAGGAGAUUGAUGAGAUCGUGAAAACUGGGUUUAAAGAACCCGAAAAGAGUGCCACAGAAGAAGAAAAGAAAGCGUACAAAGAAAACAAGAAAUUGGACUGUAAAGCUCGUAUAAUUUUACAUCAGUGCAUUUCGUCAACAAUAUUUCAAAAGGUAUCGAAGGCAACAACAGCUAAAGAAACACGGGAGAUUUUACAGGAUGGAUAUGGUACUGCUGGAAACAUGAAAGAAAUAAAGCUUCAAUCACUGAGACGACAAUAUGAACUCCUACAGAUGGGAGAACAUGAAACUGUUGAAGGCUACAUCGGUAGAAUUCAGGUGAUUGUUAACUCAAUGAGGGCUUGCGACAAGAUUGUCAAGGAUAAGAAAAUAGUCCAUAAAAUCCUAAGGACUCUAACGCCUCAAUAUGAUCACAUAGUCGUAGCAAUUCUGGAAAGCAGAGACCUGGAAAAAUUGGAAGUUGAAGAGUUACAGAACUCUCUUGAAGUGCACGAGCAACGUCUGUUGGAAAGAAAGGCCGCAGAACAAGAAGUUGCUCAGAACAUUAAUCAAGCCCUUCAUGUCAAGACCCUCAAGAAUCGCAGAACCGAGAGAGGUAGAGGCAGGUUUCGCGGAGGUCGUGGAGGCAGAAAUGGUGGUAGAUGCAAUACUGAUCAAAACAAGGAUGUGGAAGGUAAUGAACAAGGCAGUGGUAGGGGUAGAGGAAAACCCAGGGGCAGAGGCGGCAGAAAGAAUCAAGAUAAGAGGAAUAUACAAUGCUUUACAUGCAAUAAGUAUGGUCAUUAUUCCUCUGAAUGCUGGCACAAUGAUAAUGUGAAGAAAGAUCAAUGUGAUGAAGUGAAUCUUGCGAAGGAAGAACUUGUUUCAGAUUCGGAGCAUAUUGCUUUAAUGAGCGCUGUCUCGGUUAAAAGAAAUGCUGAUAAGUGGGUGAUAACACGUGAUGACUCCAUGCAUUAUGAGAGUGGCAGAAACAAGGACAGAUGUGCUAACAACGCUGCUUAUGAGAGACAGGUGUUGUUAUCGGAAGAAACAAGUUGUGCAAAGAAUGAGGUGUCAACACAAACUAUCCAAAUCAAACAUGUGUCGCUGGCAGGAGAAACAGAUCAUGUAAAAGAGGAAAUGUCUUGGUAUCUUGAUUCGGCAUGUUCAAACCAUAUGACGGGGAACAGAAGUUGGCUGGUCGAUCUGGACUCCAUGUCAAGAGCAUCGUUUGUUUUGCUGACAAUAGUAUGA
Vigna radiata var. radiata (mung bean) is the source of this 1323-nucleotide messenger RNA. RefSeq lists its product as uncharacterized. The record is from RefSeq and is a predicted model, not a curated record. Gene Ontology annotation, molecular function: zinc ion binding; nucleic acid binding. The transcript has a single exon. NCBI's taxonomy places the organism in Eukaryota, Viridiplantae, Streptophyta, Magnoliopsida, Fabales, Fabaceae. Bases 1 to 1323 code for a protein of 440 amino acids.